AAACAAAAAAAACAGAACCAAAGUGAGAAACAUAUAAUGGCGGGAAACUCAUUUAUGACUCCGGCGAUUAUGCUAAUGCUCGCCGUGCUUCUCCUUAUUUCACCGGAGGUCUACGCUGGACAUAACUACCGUGACGCUCUCCGCAAAAGCAUCCUCUUCUUCGAGGGUCAACGCUCCGGAAAACUCCCGCCAGAUCAACGUCUCAAAUGGCGCCGCGACUCCGCCUUGCGCGACGGUUCCUCCGCCGGAGUGGAUUUAACGGGAGGAUACUACGACGCCGGAGAUAACGUGAAGUUCGGGUUUCCAAUGGCGUUCACGACGACGAUGAUGUCGUGGAGCGUCAUAGAUUUCGGUAAAACGAUGGGACCGGAGCUUGAAAACGCCGUGAAAGCUAUCAAAUGGGGAACGGAUUAUCUCAUGAAAGCGACUCAGAUUCCCGGAGUCGUCUUUGUUCAAGUCGGAGACGCUUACUCCGAUCAUAAUUGCUGGGAACGUCCCGAGGACAUGGACACGCUUCGAACGGUUUAUAAAAUCGAUAAAGACCAUCCUGGUUCGGAAGUCGCUGGAGAAACCGCAGCCGCACUAGCAGCCGCGUCGAUCGUGUUUGAGAAACGCGAUCCAGCAUACUCCAAGAUGCUCCUGGACCGAGCAGCAAGGGUGUUUGCGUUCGCCCAAAAGUACCGAGGAGCGUACAGUGAUAGUCUUUACCAAGCAGUGUGUCCUUUUUACUGCGAUUUCAACGGUUACGAGGAUGAGUUGCUUUGGGGAGCGGCAUGGCUACACAAAGCUUCAAAGAAACGUGUGUAUAGAGAGUUCAUUGUGAAGAACCAAGUUAUCCUAAAAGCUGGAGAUACGAUUCACGAGUUUGGUUGGGAUAACAAACAUGCCGGGAUUAAUGUCUUAAUCUCCAAAAUGGUAUUAAUGGGAAAAGCAGAUUAUUUUCAGAGUUUUACGCAAAACGCUGAUGAGUUCAUCUGUUCUUUAUUGCCUGGAAUCUCCCAUCCUCAAGUCCAAUACUCACAAGGAGGACUAUUAGUGAAGAGUGGAGGGAGCAAUAUGCAACAUGUAACAUCAUUGUCGUUUUUGUUACUUACAUAUUCUAAUUAUCUAAGUCACGCCAAAAAGGUGGUGCAAUGUGGCGAUUUCACAGCUUCGCCUGCUCUUCUCCGCCAAACCGCCAAGCGACAGGUGGACUACAUACUAGGAGAUAAUCCGAUGAAAAUGUCGUACAUGGUUGGAUACGGUCCGAAGUUUCCACAGAUGAUUCACCAUCGCGGCAGCUCCGUUCCUUCAGUCGUGGACCAUCCUGGUCGUAUAGGGUGUAAAGACGGUUCUCGUUACUUCCUCAGCCCGAAUCCUAACCCUAACUUGCUGAUUGGUGCCGUCGUUGGUGGUCCUAAUGUCACUGACGAUUUUCCUGAUUCGAGACCCUACUUUCAGCUGACUGAGCCAACGACUUACAUCAACGCACCUCUAUUGGGCCUUCUUGGUUAUUUUUCGGCCCGUUCGUAGAUUUCACACCUCAAAAGCAAUGAGGUCUACAAAGAUUAUGAUGAUUAGCUUCUUGUUAGAGGUGUGCUGAUUACUAGACCGCCCUACUAGUACCAGAUAUUGACAAUUCUUAAUGUGUUUACACUUUAUAAACCAUAAGAAUUAGUCGAUGAUAAGAAAUUUUAUCCCACAAAUCAUUGUUGAUGUACCAAAAAUAUAUUUGUAAACACUAAGUGUUCAUCUUAAUUCAUUUGGAAGCAAAGUGCAGUCUGAAUGGAACU
Camelina sativa (false flax) is the source of this 1772-nucleotide messenger RNA. Its product is annotated as endoglucanase 4. Gene Ontology annotation, biological process: carbohydrate metabolic process. The record is from RefSeq and is a predicted model, not a curated record. Gene Ontology annotation, molecular function: hydrolase activity, hydrolyzing O-glycosyl compounds. NCBI's taxonomy places the organism in Eukaryota, Viridiplantae, Streptophyta, Magnoliopsida, Brassicales, Brassicaceae.